AUGAGUGGGUGGCAGCUGCCCUCAAGGAAGAAGGUGGUGGGAGGCAAGGAAGCCCAGGCUGUGUCUGUGUGUGCACUGGCCCCGGGGCUCCUACACUUCUCGGUGCCUGGACUAGCUCUGGGCAGGACAGAGGCCGGAGGGUGCAGGCAGCCUGCUUCAGAUCCCUCAGCCUCCCGUAGCCCCAGAUGGAAGCCCAACCCAAAGGUUCUCAGGUUCCCAGCUUCCCCGAUCCUUGAAGGCUUUUCUUGCAGAGAAGGUGCUCCUUCUACAAAUCAGCUCCUCCGAGUAGAGAAGCAAAGGGAUGGGGAGCGACUGCACUAUGUGCCCAUCCCACGCCCUGGACUCUCCGGUCCCAGCCUGCCCCUCGCUGUGCUCUGGGUCAAGCAGGGUGCAGGGCCUUCUCUUCUCAGCCCAGGGAGGGACACGUGUCCACAGGUGCAGGUGUGGCUCUACCCAAAGCACGGGGACGACAGAGAGGACACGAGCAUGGGAGGCCACCCAGGAAUCCAGUUCCCGGGGCUCCUCAGACUCACGCUGCUGCUCACCUACCAGUGUGGGACUCGCUGCCUGGGCCUGGACGCCUGUCCAGCUCGGACUGCCCAGUCCCCGUGCACACAGACCCCUACAUUCAGCAGUGGCCUGGCAAGGACACCCUGGUCUUCUGGCUGAGGAACCUUUCCUCUCCCUGACACUAGAGCUGCCAUCCAGGGCCGCUCAGAGGGCUGGGGACAUCUAGGCCAUUUCCAUAUUUCUCGGCUCUCAGUAAAAUGCAAAUGGAAGAAAUGUGAAAAUAGUGUUUUAAGAGUUAUGGCAUAUGAACCCCCAAAACCCCAAACUGGGGUCCUGAAUAAACACUUCUCCAAAGAGGACAUACGCAUGGCCAACAGACAUGAAAAGAUGCUCAGCUAAUCAUCAGAGAAAUGAUACAAAUUAAAACCACAAUGAGAUAUCUCCUCACACCUGUCAGAAUGGCUGUCAUCAUUAAGUCAGCAAACUUGUUGGCGAGGGUGUGGAGAAAAGGAAACCCUCAAGCACUGCUGGUGGGAAUGAGGAUUGGUGCGGCCACUGUGGACAGCAAUAUGGAGGGUCUCCAGAAAAUUACAAAUGGAACUGCCUUAUGACCCAGUGAUUCCACUUUGGGGUAUGUAUCCAAAGAAACCCAAAACACU
Molecule: messenger RNA, 1169 nt
Organism: Phyllostomus hastatus (greater spear-nosed bat)
Lineage: Eukaryota; Metazoa; Chordata; Mammalia; Chiroptera; Phyllostomidae
Exons: 2
Coding region: 1-669 (222 amino acids)
Source: RefSeq, a predicted model, not a curated record